Baudoinia panamericana UAMH 10762 is the source of this 3108-nucleotide messenger RNA. RefSeq lists its product as uncharacterized. The coding region runs from base 139 to 2847 and encodes 902 amino acids. The transcript has 2 exons. The record is from RefSeq and is a predicted model, not a curated record. Lineage: Eukaryota; Fungi; Ascomycota; Dothideomycetes; Mycosphaerellales; Teratosphaeriaceae. Gene Ontology annotation, molecular function: zinc ion binding; DNA-binding transcription factor activity, RNA polymerase II-specific; DNA binding. Gene Ontology annotation, biological process: regulation of DNA-templated transcription; DNA-templated transcription.
AGACAACAAUGCCUUACUCAGCACGGAGGAUUGCGGUCUCACUUGCUCUCACUCUUCUUAAACUCGGGUGACCUCUCGAGUGCUACGCGCUCCAUAGCUUCCAUUCUCGUAACGACCUCCGGACACUUCACCUUCUCAAUGGAACCCACUAUGUUGGCGCCGCUCCCGUCCGGGCACACUAAGCAGUAUGUGUUUGUCGAUGAAUACAAUCGACACAAGCGAUUAAAGGUAAUGCGCGCUUGCGAUGGCUGCCGAAAGCGCAAGAUCCGCUGCGAUGGCGCGCUCCAAAAUGGCCCAUGGCCUUGCGGAGCAUGCGUCCGGUUGAAGUUGAAAUGCGUGCCGCCAACACAGGACUCCGACGACGAACAGCAGCCCGUCACAACGCCAUCGGGCCCGGGAAACUUUACCUUCCAAACGACAACUCUCGGCAGCAACAACUCUCCUACAUCGAUAGAUGGAUAUCCUACGCCGUCGUCGCAAUCGCAAGAUUGGGUUACCAGCGCGGCUGCGCUGCAACCCACGCUUGCUACGACAGCGCCACCCUAUAGCAUCGACAGUGGCAGUUACUCAUCGUACCCUUUCGACCAGCCCCUUGGCCUCCGAGUGGAUCCCGCAUAUGGUCUCGCUGACAGCGAUUGCUACACCUCGGUACCGGAUUUGUCACAAUUUCGGCCAACGCCAAGCUUGCUCCGUUCCCACACGGACGCCUCUUCCGUCUCCAGUGGCGACCCACACGAGGUUGACGCCACUGUCAAGGAGCUGUCGGGGCAGAUGGGUGACCUGACCAUCGAGACGACCAGUGUCGCACCGUGGGUAGCCAAUGAGCGGCGCAUCCUCGCCGAGACUCCCGCUGUGGAGGAGGCAGAGGUCGCGCUACCGCCAUCGGUGGGCACUGAUUCGACAGUGCGCAUACCGCCGGAGAUGAUGCCUACUGAUGAGCGUGCGAUGGAGUACUUUGGCUAUUUCUUCACCUUCAUCCACCCGUAUAUCCCUGUGUUGAACAAGCGGGCGUUCUACGAGCAAUGGCAGACCGCACGGCAUUCUAUCUCGCCGCUACUGCUGGAAGGCAUCUUUGCGUGUGUGGCUCGCUAUCUCGAAGAACCCUACGACGUGCGAAGAUGGCUGGCUCUGGCAGCCAGGCACGAAGAGAGCUUCAAAGAUGUGCCUCGCCUAAGCACCAUUCAAGCCUUGCUAAUGCUGAUGAAAGCUCGAGAGUUCGUGCCACGGCGCGGAUACUACUACCGCUCGUGGAUGGCCGUCAAGUACAUGACCACUAUGGCCUUCGACCUGGGCUUGCAUGAGCACCGUGAUCAGCAUCGCUUUGGCAGUGCUUGUUCGCUCAAGAAGGCUGACUGCAUGGUUCGUACGCGUAUAUGGCAAACACUGUUCUCGUUGGAGAACCUUGUUGGUGCGCCGCAGGGUCGAACGGACUUCUCCAUUGAAGUUGACACGGUUGAGAGCGAGGUCCUUCCACCUGAUGCAAACAUUGACCCUUUCGAAUAUCAGGCAUCCAGACGAUGCAAUAUCCUGGUACAGAACGUACGCAACAUCAAGUACUCGAACAACUUGUACCACAACAUGCGCCGGUAUAAGAAGGAUUGGGCUCUUGAUCCGGCUUUCAUCCGUCACAACGACGAACUCUUCGUUUGGCUGAAGCAGCUGCCAGCUGACUUGCAGAUGCAAUACCCGGACGAUGAGAGCCCACCGUGGCUGCACGGCGACCACUUCGUGGCAUAUCUACACAUCUACCACAACCUAGUGGUCAUAAUGCAGCACCGUCCCCAAGUCCAAGCGCUGUUGGAGAAGCGCGAUCCUGCAUUCAAGACGGAGCUUGAGAUCUGUCUCCAGUCAGCGGUGCUGCUCUGCAGACUGCAAGAGGCUCUCAUCCGCGAAUUUGGCCUACAUGGGCUACAACUCAUGCAGCGCGGGACCAACUUUACGAUAUACUGCGUGCUGACAUGUGCAAUGUUGCAUUUGGCUGCUAUCACCUCACCAGAUCCUGCGCUCUAUGAACAAGCGCGCAUGUACUUCCCACGUCACAUGCGGAUCCUCGAGCAGUGCAUACCUUCUGCGAGCUCUGAUAUGCAGGCUCAGAUCAACGCACUUCGAGAGGCAUUCAGCCAGGAUACAAGCAAGCCGUUUGAGCUCAAGCCAAGUCUAGCGUUGCGAAGCCCUGGAGCGGAAGAGCGACGGACUUCCCCAGAGCUUCGACAGGCUCAAGCUGUCCAUCAUUCGGCCAGCUGGCCCCAGCUGCAAGACUCUGCUCACUCGAAUACCGCGAGCCCCACUAGCGACUAUAUGCGACCAUUCGAGCAUAUCCCGGGCCGAGGCGUAACGAGUCAACCUGCGAAUCCUGCAAUGAACUUCAUGACCGGAGGGUACCAAGUGCCCACCGACGCAGCAUUUACCGCACCUCAACAGCAAGUGACGUCUGCACCUCAAACCGGCUAUGCGCUAGAGCCAGUCGUUAGCAACGAGCAGCCGGCUAGCGCGGUGUGGGACCCAUCGGGCAUCUUCCAGCAGUGGAACACCGCCUUCGGCGCGCCGGCUCAGACCUCGCCCCAAGCGGCACAUCUCAUCAACCCUCGAAUGUCACCGACAUCGAAUGGACCUACCCACUACCCUGCUCCCACCAGUCAUCCGGCAGCGAUGUAUCCUGCCAACCCGCUGUCAUCGAGUAUGGCCGGUGCUCUGCCGGAUUCACCCACGAUCUCAAGCGUGCCCACUGUCACGCCUGUGAUGUGGCAAGAUGCUUUCACGACGGCGUAUGUAUCUGGCCAAGGCAACAAGAGAUACCGUCAGGAAGACCGCAUGCUGUACGAUCAAUAUGCGAAGCGCAGAAGCUGAGAUAAGAAGGCUUGGCGGCGUAGCGGGAGCCUCGCACACGCGAGCUGUGCCCUCUUGACACGGCAUGUACCAGGCCUCAACGCCUAUGAACUUGUGCAAGGUGUGAGCGGCUUUUGAUCCACCGAGGUUGCCGAACGCGCCUUGGCGGCAAUACAUAAAGUCGCCGCCGAUGAUCAUUUCCCCGUGCGGGGAAGUUUUUGCGGAGUGUGGUUGCAUUUGCAUCUGCGAGAACGGAGGGCUGCUGGACAGUCUCCGCUGAAA